GGAGAUUCCGAAUGCACUCAUCACUCACAGACUCAUGAAACGAGGUUUCAUACAGAUUUAUUAUUACUAACAUUCAUUCGAUCAUUCAGCUGCAAUUCUUGGCACGGCAUUACCAAUAGUUGAUGAAGAUGAUAAUAAGCGGUCAACUUGGACUGAAGGGAACGAAUACAAGUAGUCGGUUACAAAAUACAACAGUCGGUCAAAUCUUAUGUAUGUCAUCUCUGAGUGGAGAUGUCCCUGGGAGAUACUGUAACAGAGGUCGUCCUGUAACGAACAUUAAUAAUACAUAUACGAGGUAGAAAUCUCGACAGCAGAAAUUAUCACCAACGUCUAUUGCAAGGCGAGAAUGCUGUUUUCCCCUUUACUAUCUUUGUUGUUGGGCUAUGCCUUUACUUCUACAUACGUUAUUGCAGCUUCUCCUGAUCGGAGUGAACAACAACCAAUUGCCUAUGGAGAUGUUCUCGAAGACAGUAGCUGCCAUCAAACGUGUAUAGCCCUCCAACAAACCCUUCUGGAAACCUACUAUGGAUCCAUUCCCCCAGAUUUCACUUCCACCUACUACUCCUUCCAACAAGCAUCCGUUGUACCAGCUUGUGUAAUCCGUCCUCAAACUUCUUCUGAAGUAUCCUCCGCCAUGAAGAUCAUCCGGGAAUCUGACUGUCAGUUUGCUAUCAAGAGUGGAGGACAUAACAUGAAUGAUGGUUUUUCUAACGUUGAGGGCGGUAUUACUAUCGACUUGGUGAGGAUGAAGGAUAUUAAGAUUUCGGAGGAUGGGGAAAUUGUAAAUGUAGGAGCGGGUUGUAGAUGGGGGGAAAUUUAUGAGGUUGUCGAACCGAGGGGAUUAAUGGUCGUUGGGGGAAGGGAUUCGACGGUGGGAGUGGGGGGAUUCCUUUUGGGUGGUGGAAUAUCGUUUCUAUCUCAAAGAUAUGGAUGGGGUUCUGACAAUGUUCGAAAUUUUGAGAUCGUCCUUUCCAAUGGAACCAUAGCAAAUGCGAACGCUCAUGAUAACCCAGACUUGUACUGGGCGUUACGAGGGGGAGGAAAUAAUUUUGGUGUAGUCACUAGAUUUGAUCUACAGACUUAUCCGCAGGGUCCCGCAUGGGGAGGCCAAAAUUUCUACCUCUUCUCCGACAUUUCAACCCAACGCAAUACUCUCUCUAUUCCUCCUCGUCCCUUCCUUCCUCUCUCACUACACUCCCUAACCAUCCCCCUCACCAACUUUUUCCUCAAAACUGCCUGUCUCCUCUCCUACUGCACAACCACCUCCACCUUCCUAAACGCCAUCCAAGAUCUAGUUACAAACCAAACCUCCGACACCUCAAGCCAGUUCUACGGUUCCAUCGGCUACCUAGCACAGUACGAUUUAUUCGCCGGACUUACUUGCCUAACAAAUUCACAUGGUGUGCCUAAUCCUUCGGCAUUCGAAGAGGUAAGAAAAUUGGGGGCUUAUAGUACGAAUCGGAAUGCUAGUAUGGGAGAAUUGGCGAAGGAGCUGACGAGUAUGGAUGUUUGGGGUGAUCGAACUAUCUGGGCAACGAUGACUCUCUACCCCCAUCCCGAACUCUCCCAGAAAAUCCUCGAUGUCUUCCUUGAGCUGGUAGAAAAUAUAAAACAUGUCCCCGGUUGUCUCCCGAGUUUUGUAUUGCAGCCGCUAGUUCCUUCCGUUCAUUCGGAUGGUAGUCAGAGUCCAAAUGGAUUAUCCGGGAAUGAUAAGACGCUGAUUGUCUUCAACAUAAACAUAUGGUGGUCCACCCAGGCCUCCGACUCCUACACCCCCCUAAUGCAACAAUCCGCCAACAACCUCAUCACCGAACUCACCCUAUUCGCUACAAAACUGGGUAUUCUCCAUAAAUACAUCUACCCCAACUACGCAGAUGCAAGUCAGGAUAUAUUUGCAGGAUAUGGAGAGGAAAACCUCUCACGAUUGAGAAAAGUACAGGAGGCUUAUGAUCCAGAGGGUACUUGGAGAAGAUUGCAGAGUGGCGGGUUUAAGAUCUGAAAAUUGGGACCUGGACAGGAUAAGUCGAGGGUUUUAUGGAAGGAGAGCAAGGAACAUAGAUGGAUAGAUAGAUAAGUAGCUACAGGAAAUGAAUGCAGAGUUGCGAAUACGCAUUUUAAAGAAUUUCAUAUUCCUUUUUA
Molecule: messenger RNA, 2139 nt
Organism: Botrytis cinerea B05.10
Lineage: Eukaryota; Fungi; Ascomycota; Leotiomycetes; Helotiales; Sclerotiniaceae
Exons: 7
Coding region: 347-1999 (550 amino acids)
Molecular function (GO): FAD binding
Source: RefSeq, a predicted model, not a curated record